AGCAAAUCGCUUGAGGAUGCACGGGAGCUGGAUUGGAAGAUCGCCCAGAGCGCGCACUCCGGCAACAGGUUCCUGGCGAAUCUCGUCGUGGACAUGUACGGCAAGUGCGGCAGCUUGCAAGACGCGAGGAAUGCGUUUGCUCGGAUCAAAGAUCCAAACGUUUACUCGUGGAACAUCGUAAUCGCAGCACAUACCCAGAACGGGCAGCUGGAUCACGCCCGUUUGCUGUUCGAUCAGAUGCCUCACAAGGAUAUAGUCUCGUUCAACUGUAUCAUCGCUGCGUAUGCGAGAAAGGGCGACUUGCGGGAGGCGAGAAAGAUCUUUGAGAAGAUGACCGAUCGAGACACCGUGACUUGGAACACGAUGCUUGCUGCGCAUGCCCAAGGGGGGCAUUUGCGUGAGGCGAAGCUUUUGUUCGAUCUCAUGCCUUCCAAGAAUGUGGUGUCUUGGAACGCGAUGAUCGGAGCUUACGCCGCGGCGGGACUGCUUGCCGAGGCGCGGCUCGUCUUCGAUCGGAUGCCCACCCGCGAUGUGGUGUCGGGGAAUGCGAUGAUCGCCGCCUACGUCCACGGCAGCCAGAUCCAUGAAGCGCGACGGAUCUUCGACUCCAUGCCAGAGAGAAAUGUGGUGGCCUGGACCGCGAUCAUGGCUGGCUAUGCCAAUGCUGGCUACCUCGAUUUCGCGAGGAUCAUCUUUGACAAGAUACCCAACAAGAACAUCGUCUCUUGGAACGCGAUCAUCGCCGCGUACAUCCAGCACCACCGCUUGCUCGAAGCUCUCGCGAUGUUCGACGAUAUGCCACAGCGGGAUGUUGCGUCGUGGAACACGAUGAUCGCGGGGCUUGCGCAGGCCGGGCGGAUCGAUCAUGCGCGCCGGCUUUUCGAUUCCAUGCCCAAGCGUGAUCUUGUGUCAUGGAACACGAUGGUGAGUGGCUAUGCGGCGUUGGGCUUCUUGGGCGAAGCUAGAGCGAUCUUUGAAAAGAUGGUAGACAAGGACGUUGUGUCGUGGAACACGUUAAUUGCGGCAUAUUCUCACAAUGGUAAUGUACGUGAGGCAAAGAUUCUCUUUGACAGAAUGCCCGAGAGGGAUAAUCCGUCGUGGAAUGCCAUGCUUUCAGCAUAUGCCGGUUCUGGGCAUCUGGAAGAUGCUAAGCGUUUGUUUGACAAGAUGCCGGACAAGAAUGUGGUGUCUUACACGUCAAUGGUAGCGGCUUACGGGAGCAAUGGCUGCUUGAACGAAGCAAAGGAGAUGUUUGAUUCGAUGGUGGAGAGAAACGUCGUGUCGUGGAAUGCGAUGAUCGCGGCAUUUAAUCAAAAUGGUGGUGCUCGAGAGGGGAUCGCGCUGUUCAAGGUGAUGGAUCUCGAGGGCGUGGAGAUGGACAAGAUCUCCAUAGUUUGUGCUCUUGAGGCUUGCGCGCUGGCUGUGUCGCUUGUCGAUGGAACUCGCGUCCACUCCAGCAUUCUCGGAGGCAAGCUCGCUAGGGACUACGUCGUGCAGACCGCGCUCGUGAACAUGUACGGCAAGUGUGGGAACCUGGUCGAAGCUCGAAGGAUCUUCGACUCGAUGAGCUUCAACUUCCAGGACUCGGUGCCUUGGAACUCCCUCAUUGUGGCCUACAGCCAAAACGGCGAGGGCGACAAGGCUCUGGAUCUGUUUGGAACGAUGGUGCUGGAUGGGAUGAUCCCGGACGAGAUCACCUUCAUGGGAGUUCUCAGCGUUUGCAGCCACGCGGGGCUUCUCGAGGAGGGUCUGCAAUACUUCCGGACUCUGGGCGAUCACGGGAUCGUCCCGACUGUGGAUCACUACAAGUGCGUGGUUGAUCUGCUGGGACGCGCUGCGAAGCUGGAGGAAGCGUCGGGUCUCGUGGAAGCAAUGCCGUAUGAGCCCGACGAAGUUGCAUGGAUGACUCUCCUCAGCGCUUGCAAAGUUUACGACGAUGACAAGAUUGGGAUGCGAGCGGCGGAGGGGCUCGUGGAGAUUGAUCCAGAGACGGCGGCACCGUAUGUGUUGCUGUCCAACAUAUACGUAGAAAGGAACAAAGGCCCCGUAGCCGGAGCAAAGAAAGGAUGAGAUAUUUGGGAAAUCGUGAAGGAUGCUGCGAGGAAGAUACACUGGUAGUAUACGCGACAAAGACCACUCCCAUAUGGAUCCAUUCCUCGAGAAAUUUU
This is a messenger RNA of Selaginella moellendorffii, 2168 nucleotides long. RefSeq names its product pentatricopeptide repeat-containing protein At4g02750-like. Lineage: Eukaryota; Viridiplantae; Streptophyta; Lycopodiopsida; Selaginellales; Selaginellaceae. The record is from RefSeq and is a predicted model, not a curated record. The transcript has a single exon. Bases 94 to 2070 code for a protein of 658 amino acids. Gene Ontology annotation, molecular function: protein binding.